Rhipicephalus sanguineus (brown dog tick) is the source of this 2558-nucleotide messenger RNA. Its product is annotated as sodium- and chloride-dependent glycine transporter 1. Gene Ontology annotation, molecular function: glycine transmembrane transporter activity. Bases 1 to 2049 code for a protein of 682 amino acids. The record is from RefSeq and is a predicted model, not a curated record. Gene Ontology annotation, cellular component: membrane. NCBI's taxonomy places the organism in Eukaryota, Metazoa, Arthropoda, Arachnida, Ixodida, Ixodidae. The transcript has 13 exons. Gene Ontology annotation, biological process: sodium ion transmembrane transport.
AUGGCUGGCGUGGAGCGCGAGAAAUGGUCGAACAAGGUCGAGUUUAUUCUCUCUUCCGUCGGCCUGUCCGUCGGACUUGGCAACGUCUGGCGCUUUCCGUACGUGGCCUUCGAGAACGGUGGAGGUGCGUUCAUGGUGCCGUACAUUGUCCUCAUGCUCCUCCUCGGUCGCCCCAUGUACUACCUGGAGCUCGUCCUGGGCCAAUUCGCCAGCGAUGCACAGGCUCGAGCCUUCGGCGGAUUCCCUCUCGCCAAGGGCGUGGGUUGGGCCAUGGUGUACGCCUGCGCGUUCAUCAGCCUGUACUACAACGUACUGCUGGGAUACGCGCUCGUCUACCUGAUCUACUCCUUUCGCGAGACGCUGCCCUGGACGAGCUGCGACUACUCCGAGUGGGCCGACAGUGACUGUUACAACCCUACUCCGGGCGUAGUGCCUUGUCGGACGGUCGAGCCGCGUCUGCUAAGGAUGUACGCCGAAUCUAACUACACGGGCCCCGACGCGCACGCCAUCCACCACGGCUCCCACGUGGUGCUAGUGCCGCGGCAGGCGUACGAGCUUCUCGCCAACACCUGCACUACGGCCACCCAGACGGCGCCCGAGCAGUUCUUCUAUCGCAACGUGCUUGGGUUGAGCAGCGGCAUCGAUGAACUGGGCUCUGUACAGCCUCGGCUGGCCGGCGCCCUGGUGGUGUCGUGGAUGUGCGUGUACCUGUGCGUCUUCAAGGGAAUCAAGACGUCGGGAAAGGCUGUGUACGUGACAUCACUGGCUCCCUUUCUCAUACUGGGCAUGUUGUUCGUGCGCGGCAUCACUCUACCGGGCGCUGCGGAAGGAAUCCGGUUCUACCUGGUGCCCGACUGGUCCAGCAUCUUGCGCGCCAAGGUGUGGAAGAACGCCGCCGAGCAGAUCUUUUACUCGUUAAGCCUCGCCGAGGGCAUGAUCAUCUGCUUUGGUGGAUUCAACGAAUUCAGGAACAGCCUUCACAAGGACGUGCUGGUGGUGGCAUUAGCUGACUUCGUUGUGAGCAUGAUGGGCGGCAUGGUGGUCUUCGCGGUGCUCGGAAACAUGGCGUACCACCUGGAAGUGCCCGUCACCGACGUCGUCUCUUCUGGCGUCGGACUGGCGUUCAUCGCUUACCCGCAGGCGCUGAGCAUGAUCGCUUACCCGCAGCUCUGGUCGGUCGCCUUCUACGCUAUGCUGUUCUUCCUCGCCAUCGACACAGAGUUCUCGUCGGUCGAGUGCCUGCUGACGCCGUUCAAGGACGAGUUCCCGGCGCUGCGCUCGUACGGCCCUCUACUGUCGUUCGCCGUGUGCGCUCUGAUGUGCGUGUUCGGCAUGCCCAUGGCCAGCCAGGGGGGCCUAUACAUCCUCACCGUGAUGGACACCUACCUGGGGGGAUUCCUGCUGCCCUGGAUCGGCCUCGCAGAGCUCCUGGUCGUCGUGUUCGGAUACGGGCUGACGCGUUUCUGCACCGACAUCGAGUUCAUGACCGGCGACCAGCCCAGCGUGGCGCUCAAGAUCUGCUGGGCCGUGUUCUGCCCACUGUGCCUCACGUGGAUCGUGAUCGCGGACCUGUUCCUGUACGGCGAGCCGCUGACGCUGGGCGAAUACACGUUUCCAGCGUGGGUGAACGUAGUCGGCACGUUCGCGGUCGUCGUGGCCGUCGAGAUCAUCGUCGCGUUCGCCGUUUACCACUUGCGCAGCUGCGGAUACGAUCUGCGCAGGGCUCUGCUUCCGUCCGACAACUGGGGACCCAAGGACCCCGCCGAGUAUUGCGAGUACAUUCGCUUUCUUGAAGAGCGGGGCAUGAGACGCCCAACCGAGCAGGAGCCCAAGCUUGCGCGGCCGUCGCUGGGCGAAGGAACCAAGAGCGACGCCAUUUCGCCGCAGUCGCCCACCACUACCAGUCGUGACCGGCCUGCACCGUUGACGGAAGCGGCAGCGCCCCUGUCGAAUAACGCGCCCGCUAAAGCGGACGUCGUGGUGCCUGACGCGAACGCCGCGACACCUGCCGCCAUUACUUCUGGCGUCAACAAAACGGCAGUCGCGUAACAACGUCCUGGAUACGUGGACGAAUAUGGCGACGUCUCACGCCAUCGGGGCGUGUCGCCGUUGCAUGUUUUCGUCACGUUUUUCCUGGUGCAAUUCGCGCUGUAUAUAUUCAAACCCAGUAUAAUUUUUAAAAGUUUCAUUCAUUAAAAUAUUCGUUCAGAAAAGCAAGCUGUCUGUAUAAUUUGUCGGUAUGAAUGUUUGUAAACGUGUAGGGACAUAUAAACUUUAAAUAGAACAAAAAUGCGGGAAACUUCUGUAAACAUUCACUUUUCACGCUAGAUUUUUAUUCAGUCUGUAGACUACGCGUUCGCACGUGUUCUACUUAACGUGGUUCGUGAAAGGCAUGCUUGUCGUCUUCAAAGGCUCACAUUGAAGCUAAUACCUCAGUGUAAUUAACAUUUUGUUCAUCAUUAGCUGUCAAGAUUGUUCUAUAUUUAGAGUACAGCUCUUAGCCUCCCGUUUUUGCGUUGAGCGUCGUAUCUUGCUGGUGCUCGGCGUAUCAGCCUGUC